This is a messenger RNA of Plutella xylostella (diamondback moth), 4262 nucleotides long. Lineage: Eukaryota; Metazoa; Arthropoda; Insecta; Lepidoptera; Plutellidae. The record is from RefSeq and is a predicted model, not a curated record.
UCAAAUGAUUUUCAAUCUCUACACGUACAUUCUAGGUACUUUACAAGUUCGGAACAACUCUUUAUAAUUAAAAAAAAUAUUUGCAUUAUUAAAAGGUGAUGAAUGUUUGUAAAAGGAGUCUCAGCAGUGUGUUUUACGUGAAGUGAAUCGUAUCAAAUAAUGGGGAAGAAAAAAGAAUUUCAGUCGAAGCUGAAGAAAGAAGGAGAAUUUAUACCUCCCGAUGGAGGGUGGGGGUGGAUGAUCAUAAUAGCUGCCGGAUUUUCUAAUUUGGCAGCCCUCCCAGUUCUUCAGCAGUUCGGGCUCCUGUUCCGAGACAAGUUCAGCCGCCUCGGCCUCAGCAGCUCGGAGACCACCACCAUCAUCAACAUGAACUCCGCGCUCACCUCCUGCGUGGGACUUGCGAAUGGCCCGAUGUUCAAAACAUUUACUUACCGCCAAGUGUCUCUGGCUGGAGCUACCCUAAUUUUCAUAGCACUGCUGAUGAACACUUUUUCAUACAAUUUCUCCACAUAUUUAAUAUCGUUUUCUAUUCUAUAUGGGGCUGGUUUUGGAAUUAGCAGUUCUGCUAAUGCCCUCGCUUUAAACACAUAUUGGAAAAACAGAAGAAGACUAGCAACUGGUCUGUCAUGGACAACAACCGGACUUGGCCCUAUUAUCUGGCCUCAACUUAUUACUCUACUAUUCAAUGCGUAUGGUGAAAAUGGGACUUUACUUAUCCUAAGUGGUUUUGCUCUACAUUCUAUAGCAUGUGCUCUAUUGCUACAACCAGUCGAAUGGCAUGCUAAAAAUGAAGAAAUAAAAAAUCAAGAUGAAGAAAAACUGUUACAACCAACGACUGAAAAGAAGGAAUCAAUCGAUGAUAAAAAGGAUAAGGAAAGUGGUUAUUUCAGUUCUAAAUUGAAAAACCUCAGCGCUUUUUCCAGUCAGUAUCUGUAUAAUGAAGAUGACCCCAUCAAUACAGGGUAUGAAAUAACUGAUCCCGGUAUUCCUAUGAUGACCAAAGCAAACGACGGUUAUUUCAGUAGUUCGCGGCAGUCUAAGAGUAAAGUGGGAUCGAGGGAUGGUUCCACUAAAACAUCGCGAUUGAAUUCCAAAAAACCAUCAAUGACAAAUUUGACGGAAAGCCGAUCACGGAAAUCGUCUACUUUGUAUUUAAACGAAUCUAAGAAAAACUCCUCUGCUAACCUGGGUGCGCUUGCACAGGAAAGAGAUGGAGUAAAACCAAAGAAAACUGUUGUAAGCUAUCAGAAUGAAUCAAAGAAGAAUUCAUAUACAAACUUGGGAAACCUUAAUGUACCUGAGCGAGAAUUUAAAACAAAACGACGAACUUCCAUUACAAUGGAAACAUUGAUUCCAGAGUCUGAAAUUGAAGAUUGUCCAACACUUAAAGCACCACAUGACUUGAAGGCUGAAGAAAAAGUCAUUGUGGAAAAAAUUGACCCAGCGCAUGCUAAAUCGAUAGCUGAUAAAGCCGAAAAGCACUAUGCUGGUAGUAAAAGUUUAAAGUCAUUUAAAAUGGAUGGUCAAUACAGUGAAAAAUAUAAUCGAGAUAAUCACAGCAAUGUAUCUUUAAAAAAUCAAGAGGAUUUGGAAGAAAAGCAAUACUUAAAAGAUAACCACAGUAAUCAGUCUAUUCGCGGAAAAUAUAGAAAGAAAUCUAAUAAUUUUGCAUAUGAAAGUGAAGUACUCAAACUGGCUUCGCUUAAAUUAGAGGAAUACCUAAAAGAGAAUGAGAGUAAACAAGAACAGUAUGAAAAAAUUAAGCUUUUAGUAAAUGGGGAUAUAGAUGUGGAAGACGAUGAUGUGUUUGAUAAAGAAGUUGAAGUUGAAGAAAAAGAGGAAAAACUCACAUUCUGUCAGAAAAUGACAAUAUUCUUUGACCUCGACCUUUUAAAGGAUUACACAUUUAUUAACUUGAUGCUGGGAAUAACUUUAGGAAACUUCAACGAGCUAAAUUUUUCCAUUCUGACGCCUUUCAUCCUCGGAGACUAUGGAAAGACGAAAUCGGAAGUUGCUUUAUUCAUGUCGUUGUUAGCUGGCGUAGAUAUUUGCGUCCGAUUUUGCAUACCAUUUGUAGCUGGCAAAAUUGGAUGGGAUAACAAUUCCUUCUUCUUAUUCGGAAUUCUAACAAUGGCGAUGGGUAGAGUGGUUCUAGCAUACAGCCAGGCAACCUACGUAAUAUUUUUAGUAGCCGUUAUGAUUGGAUUCGGCAAGGGUCUUCGAACAGUGUUUAUGGCACUAGUGAUCCCCACUCACGUGCCUCUGCACAAGCUGCCAGGAGCCACUGGACUGCAACUGGUCACCGCUGGCGUAGUCUACUUGACUCUGGGUCCAGUUGUGGGUUGGAUCAAAGACAACGCUUCCACGGCCACGACUCUACAUUGCCUCAAUAUAUUUACGUGGUUGAUUGCAGUAUCGUGGGGUUUGGAGAAAUACAUUACUGUGAGACGGCUGAAGCAGAAAGAAGAGUUGGCCAAAUCAUAAAAUUAAGAAUCAUUUAAUAUUAAGAUACCUGCAUUAUCUAUCUGUGUCAACUAAAUAUUAGAUAAGUACUUAAGUCAUUCAUUUAGGCACCGAAAUACAGGCACUUAGGAUUAAACUGUUAGCUAAGGGUGUAUUAGAGGGUGAUUUUAUCUUAUCUUGUUAUUUGUUUGGUUGACUUUACCAAGAUUUAAAUGAUGCAACACUUUAACUACUUACUAAGAUAGAGCUUACGUAUACUUACAUACCUACUUAAAUAUUUUUAGUAUUAAUUAAACAUACUUACCUACUUAAUAUUAUAAUUUAUUAAUAAUAACAACUUUAUACUUACUGUUCUUACAAGCCGUGUCUUUAUUUCACCCUAUAUCCCUGCAAACUCCCAAAUGCAUUCAACUAUAAUCUCUAGGUAGAGAGCGCUGCACAUCGACCCCUCGAUGCGUCCCAAAACAUAACAAAAAAUAUCCCCUCUAGUCUACACAAGUGUAAAACACCAUCAGCUGGUCACACAAAACGACGCUGAGCUCGAUAUUAAUUUGAGUUCGACUUGUGUGUUGCCAAGCCGGAAUACCUCGUUCGAUUUUUAAAACAACAUCGAUACAAUCGAAUGCCUAGUAACUAGUUACCAAUGAGACAUAAUUGAAUUAGUGUCGUGAACUCGUAAUUCUGGUGAAUCCGUCCCGCGGAAGCUAAAUUAGAUUAGUAGCGAUGCGUACGCGCAUGCUGUCGUAUACAAUCAUGACAGUGUUCAGUGACAGCGAGACUCGUGUUUGUUUUUGUUCAGUGUGUGAUCAUGUGUGUUGAAUAAAAUAGUGUGUUGAGGUUUGUGUCAGUGCGUUAUACUUGUGUAUAAUUCAUAGAUAAAUGACUAAACAAUACCAUAUUCUUGAAAUUUGGUUUCGAUCCAUACUCUACAUUUAAACAAGCGUCGAUAGCGCCUUUGUGUUUGAACUGAGCAAAAUGACAAAGCAGAAAUUAAACUACACAGCACAGCGUUUGGUUACAGGAGUUCAAAAUACCUAGAACAGUAUAAAACUAUUAGGUUACCCAUUGACCUGUCAGUAUAGAGUAACAUAUCUUACAGCAACCUUACAGUUACAGGAUCUGUUCUGAGUUAAUCUCUAUGAUAAUCACAAUAACGCUUUUAACCAGAUUUCUAUAGUCACUAAGUAGCUAGUAUGUAUGUUGACUAUGAAAAGUACCUUUCCUUAGUGCCUAUGUAGGUAUUUAGUGAUUGAGAAACAUCCAUUGUAUUCAAAUUUUAAUAUAUUUUAUGAACGAUAGUUACAAGCAUAUAACUAGGUAAGUACCUACCUAUAUGCCUAUACGAAAUCAACAGGUAUUGCUGGGUAAUUACAUAGGUAUUUAGCUCUAUGUUGGCCCAACAAAUUUAUCUUGGUGCCUUUAAUUACAAACCACCAUUUUUUUUUUAUAACGUCUGCCUGUAAAUGUCCCAGUUUUUAUAGGUAGUCCACGAAACACUAGAAAAUAAAACACACAGUUUGUAAAACCAUGUAAAGUAGGAGUAGAAGACAAUAGAAUGUCACUUGCAAAGGCAUCAUAGAUUUUAACUGUGCUACCACAAAAAACUGUAAACACUGUAUAAGUAGUGUUUAAAACGAAAUUUGACAGUUUUUGAGGCGUUUGACAGCGCUAACUAUCUGUUAAAUGCUCUCUAAGCUUUUGUGGUAAGGCCCUAAUAAUUGAUCCAAAAAGGUUUUUUUUAAUUCCCAAGGCUACGUGAUUAAACAUUACAUUAUAGAGUCCAACUUUACAGAAGUUAA